Molecule: messenger RNA, 1257 nt
Organism: Colletotrichum orchidophilum
Lineage: Eukaryota; Fungi; Ascomycota; Sordariomycetes; Glomerellales; Glomerellaceae
Exons: 2
Coding region: 1-1257 (418 amino acids)
Source: RefSeq, a predicted model, not a curated record
AUGGCAGACGCCUGCGUUCCCUGCUCCUCCUGUCCCUCCUCAUCCUCUUCCUUCUCUGACCUCUCCCCUCCACCCUCGUACAGCUCAGACUACGAGAAACGCUCACAGAAGGCCAAGGAAAACCCCCCCUUAAAGACUGUCAACUCACUCGACGACUGGGACGAUCUGGGAUCACCACCCACCGGCGCACAAUUGCCCAACAUGACGCGACGUUCGGCGCGCAACUCGAACAAGCCCAAGCCCCUCAUGCCUUCCCCACCGAGGGUGCUCAAGAGAAAGCCGCCUACCAGAGUUGUGCCCAAGAAGGUCCCGAAAUGGACUACGCAGAAGCUCCUGACGGAUCCAAAGUCGCCGCUCGCCAGCGCCGAUUUACGAGCGAUGCUCUGCCAGCCAGCGGCGUGGGACAUACUCACCAAAGGUGAGCGCGCCGAGAUCGUCGGCCUCCUUCCCGUUGGCACGCGCAUCCUCGACGCCGGCACCGACGACGCCCGUCCGGACUUUGAUGCCCUUCGCAACGACAACAACUUCCGUCACGACUGUGCCACGUACGCCGACAACAUUGCACUGGGGAAGCACGACCCGGAGUGGCUUGAGCAGGCGUGGGGCGCGCGCGAGCGGCGACGGGCGGGCGACUUUGACGGCUAUGUUGCGCAAAAAUUCGAGGAUGAGUGGUCGUGCGAGUUGCCAGAGGGUUUCAGGCCGAACAGGAGUGGCGAAAUGCCGGAUUCCGCUGCGCUUGCGACAGUGAAGGAGGCCCCCGUCAAGCAGAAGGAGGAGUCCACAAACGAGGAGGAGGAUGAGGUCAUUGAUCAGGCUCAGGCGGAGGGAAGUGUCAUCAACCAGGCGGAGGAGAUGAAACAGACGGCUACAGUUGAGGACGUCACAGCUACCGCGGACGCGAAGAAUGACGUUGGCAUGGCAAAGGUCAUUGAGGCCGAGGACCUAUCGGGUGUCAAGCUUGGGUCUCCUAUUCCUGAAGACACCGUGUCGGUGAAGCUUGGUACGCCUACUCCCGAGAUCUCCCCUGUAGAUCUGGCGUCUGCUAUGCCCGAAUCCUCUCAGGUGCCGCUUGGAUGCGUUGCUCCUGAGAACCCAUGCCCAAAGACCGAUCUUCACGGUUCAGGCUUACAGACAGAGAAGCGAAAAGAAAACGAACAGGCAAUUAUGGAAGGAGACGAACAAAAGCCCGUCCUCGAAGAGGAUCUUCGUGCUGGCGACGUUCAAGAGGACGUGAGUGCGCCAGAGCAGCGACCAUAA